Molecule: messenger RNA, 1326 nt
Organism: Trematosphaeria pertusa
Lineage: Eukaryota; Fungi; Ascomycota; Dothideomycetes; Pleosporales; Trematosphaeriaceae
Product: zincin
Exons: 2
Coding region: 1-1326 (441 amino acids)
Molecular function (GO): metalloendopeptidase activity
Source: RefSeq, a predicted model, not a curated record
AUGGCAUGCUCGUUCCUCGAUGCCGAUAUUCUCCGCCAAUUGCUAGAUUAUGAAGGUCUCACUGAGGAUAGCAGGAGGGCAAUGCAUGCUCAGAUAGCGCUGUCGGAAGAAUGGAUGAAGCAUUCCCACCCCAUCACAUUUCGCGCCGAGAUUCAACAACUAUCGUCAACGGUAACUUCAGAAGAGUCGCUAUCGCCUACCAAACUGAAGAGGAAAGCCGGAGAUGCAUUCAAAGAGAAGGAAGCCUCGUUAAGGCGCUUGGCACUACUAGUUGGAGAGCCUACGGAACUGAAGAGGGACUCCGAAGAUGAAUUUGAAGAGAAGGAAGCCCCGUCAAAGAGCUUGGCACCACUAGGUGGAGGACCUACGGAACUGAAGAGGGACUCCGAAGAUGAAUUUGAAGAGAAGGAAGCCCCGUCAAAGAGCUUGGCACCACUAGGUGGAGGUUCCGCGGUGAAACGGCGGAUUCACAACCAUCAGAACAAGGUCAAUAGAAAAGGGAGACCAGAUCGCGGCUCGCUCCCUGGAGUUUUGGUCCGUAAAGAGGGCGAUGAGGCCAUUCAAGAGCAGGGAUUCGCAAAUGCCCUAUAUGAUACUGCGGAUGACGUGAUCAAGUUCUUCCGAUCCGCCUUUCAGCAUGAGAUAAUAUUCCAAGGGUCGGAAUUGAAAUUAUCUUACCAUUAUGGAAAGGAGUUCAUGGGCGGCAUAUGGGUCCCAAGAGGGAGCUGCGUAGGCAUAGCAGCUUUCGGCGAUGGGGAUGGCUUGAUAUGGGGGCCAGGUGCUCUGUCGCCCUGCGUGGUGGCUCAUGAGUUAUGCCACGGGGUAAUCCUGGGCCAUCUCGAUUUUGCGCUCGAUUGCGAUGCCGAGACCGAGUCGGCGGCACUCUGGGAGCACCUGGCCGACGUAUUCGCAGUCAUGCAGAAGCAAUGGACGACGAAAGAUACCGAGAAUUGGCUCGUCGGCGAGAAUCUCUUUCUCCCCGGAACGAAGGUGAAGGCUCUUCGCGAUCUCCAAACUCCAGGCCAAGCCUUCGAGUUCAAGAAGUUGGACGGCAUGAUCUCUAAAGACAGAUGCGUUAAAGCGAUCACGGAUGUCAAGCCCGAGCUGAAGCUGAAUCGAUACCACCUUUCCACAAUACCGUCGCAUGCGUUCUACAAGGCCGUAAUCUUCUCCAAGAAGCCCAGCUGGGAAAUAGUAGGCGGGUAUGGUGGAAAGCGCUUUCGGGCCUGCAAGAUCAGGAUAAGGCUCUCGGUUUCGCACAAUGGGCGGACCGUACGUACCAGACUGCCAAAUCGAGCGGCAUUCGGGGAGCAGAAGCUGCGGUAA